Messenger RNA from Asparagus officinalis (garden asparagus), 1327 nucleotides. RefSeq names its product 3-oxoacyl-[acyl-carrier-protein] reductase 4-like. Lineage: Eukaryota; Viridiplantae; Streptophyta; Magnoliopsida; Asparagales; Asparagaceae. The transcript is spliced from 12 exons. Gene Ontology annotation, molecular function: NAD binding; 3-oxoacyl-[acyl-carrier-protein] reductase (NADPH) activity. The record is from RefSeq and is a predicted model, not a curated record. Gene Ontology annotation, biological process: fatty acid biosynthetic process. Bases 123 to 1088 code for a protein of 321 amino acids.
GUCAACAGAACUUCAAAUGUUUGUUUUAAAGCGCGGCGGAGAUCUCUACAGUCUCUCUCUGCUUGUUGACGGAGCCUCCAAAUCUCCGAUCAAAUUCUCUCUUUGAUCUCUCUCUCUGUCUCAUGGCCGCCUCCGUAUCCUUCUCCUCAUCCUCCGUCUUCAGCCUCAACCCGAUACUCUCCGCUGCACCGCGCAGCACCCCACCGCUCCUCAACGCUGUUCCGGUCACCCCCCGCUACCCUCACCUCCGCUCCUCCCUCAGAUCUUCCAAUGUUCCCCCCACUUUCCCCGGUGUGAGAACUCAUGUUGCAGCUGUUGCACAAGCAACAGUUGAGGAAACCCCCAAAGUAGAAGCACCUAUUGUAAUAAUAACAGGAGCUUCCAGAGGUAUUGGAAAGGCGAUAGGUUUGGCUAUGGGUAAAGCUGGUUGCAAGGUCCUUGUUAACUAUGCAAGGUCAUCAAAGGAGGCUGAAGAAGUUGCAGAAGAUAUUGAGGCCUCUGGUGGUCAAGCCCUUACCUUUGGCGGAGAUGUUUCAAAAGAAGAUGAUGUGGAAUCAAUGUUUAAAACUGCAGUUGAUGCAUGGGGAUCAGUUGAUGUUUUAAUCAACAAUGCAGGCAUUACUCGAGAUACUUUACUCAUGAGAAUGAAGAAAUCUCAAUGGCAGGAAGUGAUUGACCUGAAUCUUACAGGCGUUUUCCUUUGUACACAGGCUGCAGCAAAGAUAAUGAUGAAAAAGAAAAAGGGUAGGAUUGUCAAUAUAGCAUCUGUUGUCGGUCUUAUUGGAAAUGUUGGUCAAGCCAACUAUAGUGCUGCAAAGGCAGGAGUGAUUGGUUUGACCAAAACCGUUGCAAGGGAAUAUGCAAGCAGAAAUAUUACGGUGAAUGCUAUUGCCCCUGGGUUUAUUGCAUCUGAUAUGACUGCGAAACUUGGAGAAGAUAUAGAGAAGAAAUUCUUACAGAGUAUCCCGUUAGGGAGGUUCGGUAAACCUGAAGAAGUUGCUGGUUUAGUGGAAUUUUUGUCCCUCAAUCCUGCUGCCAGUUACAUUACAGGACAGGUGCUUACUAUUGAUGGUGGGAUGGUGAUGUAGGAGGCAUACCGAUUUUCUUACAGGAGAUAUAUACCGGAACUGAAAGAAUUACGCAUGCAAAUGAUUUGAUUCGGCUCUUCUAAUUUCUUCGGCCUCUGAUAGAUUCUUUCAGUUUGAAAUUGUGUGUGAGCUUCUGUAACUUGCCAUGAUCAACUUGCUUGCAUGUUUUUUAUGCUCGUGACAUUAGCAUGGAAGUAUCUAUGUGCAUUUCUUGUUCAAUGUAUACGUUGCUCAAGGUC